GUUGUUGUUAUAAAAGAGCAUGCACCAACACAUUAACUACUAAGUACUAACUAAACUAUACCCUUUUUCUUUCCUCUUCUUUUCAGAAUUCAUGAUUCUUUUCAAUUCAAUGGAGGACCUCAAACACUCUCUUCUAUACACCACUCUGGAGCUUCAACAAACUAGAGCUGCAGUUCAUGAGGAACUCAAGAAGAGAGAUGAACAACUCCUCAUCCUCAAGGAUCUGCUCAACAAGACCAUCAGAGAAAGAGAUGAAGCCAAUGACAAAUGCCAGAGACUUCUCUUGGAGAAGCUUCUUCUUCAGCAACACAAUAAUAAUGGUGCUGCUCCUGUCUCUGGAAUCUCAAGCAUUGAAGAUGACCACAGAAGAAACAACAACAACAACAACAACAUCAACACCACCUCAUCAGACUGUGAAGAAAGCAUUGUGUCAUCACCAGUGAUUGAGCACCACUUGUCAGCAACAGAGUCUGCCAUGAUUGAAGCAGUGACACCAACAGGGCCACUUCCAGAAAAGGGUAAGCUGUUGCAGGCAGUGAUGAAAGCAGGUCCUCUGCUUCAAACCCUACUUCUUGCAGGCCCACUCCCUCAAUGGAGACACCCUCCACCGCCCCUUGAGUCCUUUGAGAUUCCACCUGUCACUAUUCCUUCACCACCAUUACUCCAUCAAGAUGUUAACAGCAGCAGAAAAAGAGAAUUUUGUGAUGCCUCUGAGUCUUCUCCAAUUGAGACCAAGUACCAAAGGGUUGCACUUCACUGACUUAUAGUCAGCCUUAAAUUAUUACAUAUAUAGAUUUUGCAGGUUCUUAGAGUUAUAAAGUUAGAGACUUUUUUUGAGUAGCAGCAAGCAACUCAAAAUUCAUCUACUUAUCUGUACAGAGGUUUCAGGAUUUUAAGUUAACUCAUUCAGGAAAGUGCUUGAUUCAGGGUUUUACUGAAUUAAGCCCUUCAUUUUUCUUUUGAGAUUGUAAUGAAUGGUGAGUGGGGGUGUGGUGGAGUGGUUGGAUUGGAAGUUGAGUGUGUUACUGUUACUGCUACCAACAAACAAUACCAAAGGGAAGCUCUUCUUGUCGCCUUUGGGGGACCCAACAAAAAAUUAAUUGGGUUAAUUAGAUUC
Messenger RNA from Arachis duranensis, 1117 nucleotides. RefSeq lists its product as uncharacterized. NCBI's taxonomy places the organism in Eukaryota, Viridiplantae, Streptophyta, Magnoliopsida, Fabales, Fabaceae. The record is from RefSeq and is a predicted model, not a curated record. The transcript has a single exon. The coding region runs from base 92 to 760 and encodes 222 amino acids.